CGAGGACAACGAGGACAGAGCGUGGCGGUCGACGAAGACGGGAAAGUCGGACUAACGCGGCCGCCCGAGCGAGACCGAAUCGAGCCGAGGGAAGGCAGUGCCGUUGGCGUAGUAACGUGCCGUGGCUGCCUUGCUUGCCCGCCUGCCUGCCUGCCUGCCUGCCUGCCUCUGCCUGCCUGCCUGCCUGCCUGCCUGUCUGCCUGGCAGCCGCUUGUGCUCGCCUGCCUGACUCACCGUUAGUGUGAGAACGCGGCUGUGUGCCGGCGCGCUCUCUGCGUGGCGCGUCCGUCGGGUCUCUCGCUCUCUUUGUACGUGCGAGGGGAGACCCGACCGACGAACGAACGAACGGUUGUGUGCGUUUCGUAUAGGUGGAUGGGGGUCCCGGCCCGGCUUUCGGCCCGUCCCGUCCCGUAGGUAGAGUAUCGCACCGCUCGCCACCCGCUAUCCACAGCAGUUUCAGCCAGCCGCCCGCCUGCCAGUGUCCCACCGCACGCCGAACCGUUUGCACUCAGAAGCGAUCAGGGAGCCCUUCUCUCCCUCGACUUCCCCCUUCGAGAGAAACGUGCGCGCGCGCGCGCGCACGCUCUUCCACCCCGGCGAGUCGCGCAUCGCGUACCCCGCCGCUAUACGCCGCCUCUAUAUCCGUUUCUCGUCUCUCGUCUCACCCUCGAUCCUUUACGCCCUCGUCUUCGUUACACGCGCGUUAUUUCUCUUUGUUCUUCCCGGCGGGACGAUAGCAUCUUCGUCCCCCUUUUUUGCAACUUCUCCCCGGGUUCCGUCUACCGGUCGUCUUCUUUCUCUCCAUCGGUUUCCUCCCCGAUUUCCUUCACGGUUUCCUUUUUCCUCUCUUUCUUCUUCUCUUCUUCCUCUCUCGCUGUUUUUCCUUCUUCGCCGCCAGUCUCCCGACGCUCUUCUUUCUUUUUUCGCUGUCAGUCACACUCGAAACGCACGAGCGCCGACUAUCGUUCUCUCCCUCCUGCUCGCUCCCACUUUCCUCUCUGUCGGUUGGCUGGCGUUCGGCGUGUUUAACCUCCCGCCGUCCCACAAGCAGCCCCUCCACCGCCGACACCGGGCUUCUGUCUCCGUUGGCAGCGCGAGCGGGCCAUUCGUUCCGUCUCGUUCGCUCGACUCCUCUCGUGUUCCGCGCGCACACGGUUGCUCCGUCCCUCUUUCUCGCUCCUGAGUAGCGCCGGUGUGUACUCCCGCUGUCACCUGAUCGCGGGACGCUUUUCGCGGGUGAGAUACCGCUCGGCCACCGAGUCAACCGAGUCUGCCGCCGCCGCCACCGUCGCUCGGUUUUCCUCCUCCGCACCCCGAGCCGCCUCUUCCUUCGGCAUCUGCUCCUACUCUCCUCCUUCUUCCUCUUUCUUUCACGGGACGCGCGCGCGCUUUCCUUUUCCUUUCCGUCUCGCGCGGACACGUCGUGCUGGUCUCUUCCUAUACUCGGCUCUUUGCCGCCGCGCUACGUCGAACGUGCACGCGGCUAGCUGGUGGUUUUCGAGAGGGAACGAAACGAAGGGAAAAUAGAAGAAAACGAAGAAGGAAACCCUCGAAAGUAGAGGCGAGAACAGGAAGAGGAGAAAACGUCAAAGACGUGGAAAACAACCGAUGAACCGAGGCGGAGCCUAUAGACACACGGUAAAAAAAGAAACGAGAGAAAAAGACGGUAAAAGGGAGAAAGAGAGAAUCGCAAGAGGAAAGAAAGACGGAGGAUCGAGAGUGCGGGGGUACGAGAGAGAGAAAGAGUAGUGCGCGCCACCGACAUCGUCCAACCACGACUGGCUUGGCCGAUCUCUCGCCUCUUCUUCCUCCUUUCACGGAUCUUCGCCGGUGCACACGUCUGAAGCCGACCGACUGGAGAGGGAGGUGACACUUUCGGAACGUGGACACGCGGCACGCACGGAUCGUCACGCUGGAUACGUGAGGAUCCAGGAGAACUCCGCUGGCUACCGUGCUCUCGUGCAGGCAAGAUUCCUAGACAAGCAGAGGACAACCGGGUGGAUUUUCCCGCGGGCAACAUCCCGGAAGCGACGACAACGACUGGACCGUCGCCAGUGGACAUCGUGGACGUCGAUAUACAACAGCCAGCACACGACCACCCCCUGUCGCUCGCUCGGCCUCGUGUAUCGUCUCUCUGUGUACGUGGCUGCUGUCUGUGUCUCCGUCCGUCUGUCGGCGCGUGUACCCGCGUACGAACGAUAAUGCUGGCGGCUGACGGUUUCGGUGAUCGACGACGACGCGGCCGGUGAACUAGUGACAGUGUGAAAUCGAUCGUGAGCAGGGAAACCGGCUAGCGGUCGCACUAAAUAUACCCAGGAAUAAUGGCAAGCGCGACAAUGGGACUCCGUCGCAGAGUGCCGGUGAACAAUUCGCCGACCCCGUCGGGCCAAUCCUCGUCCACUGGCUCGUCCAGCAAGCGUUCAAGAUCCGAGAACAACAACAGCCCGUCCCAUGGUAAUCUCAACUCUAUGGCACGGGACGAGCCACCGACCAAGAAGUCACGUGGCACGUCGACCAACGCGACCAAGGGCUCGUCGUCCUCGUCCCCGGAAACCAGUCCCUCGUCCAAGAGCCGAGGUGGUUCCGUGUCGAGAUCCAACGCCCACACCAAGACAUCCUCUGCAUCCGUGUCCACGUCGGACGCGGUGUCCAACAACAGCGUGUUGUCCAAUAGCUGGCAGACCACGUCGAACAUGUCCGAUGUGUCGACGUACGCAUCGGUAGCCGGAUUGAGUAUGGCCGCGAGCCCAACCGCUGGCCUGUGCGCCGGUGGCCUCAGCAUGCCCACUCCGAUCCCGUACAUGUCCUCGUCGAUGGCGACGUUCGUCGGAAAUGCCACCAACCUAGGCAAGAGCUCGUCCGUGUCGUACCUGGACAUUUCCAACAUGACCGGUGGCUCUUUGAGCACGUCCGCCGGCUUGAACGGCGGCUACGUCGGCAACGGGAACGCUGGCAACGCGAUGGACUCGAAGAACGGCGUACCCAUGCCGUUCCCUGGAAUGUCGGCUGGCGUGAACGGCACCGGUUACGGGAUGCAAAAGGGUCAAUCGGAGAACGCCGGUCUACCCAAGAAAUUCCAAAACGACGGAAUGUUCAACGCGUAUCAACCGUGGGUGAUCAAAACGUACGGAGAUUUGGCGAAAACUAAGACUAUCACGAUCAAAAAGUACGCUCGUAUAUUGCGAACACUGAGAGGUGAGGAAGUGAAUAGUGCGGAGAACAGUAAGUUCCGGUUCUGGGUGAAGAGCAAAGGCUUCCACAUCGGCCAGCCGGAAGGAUACGACGCGAAACCGGCGGACAGGAUUAUCGGCCGUCACGCGGUGACGAGUCCCGGAUUGGAUCCUCCGCUGUACGUGCCCACACAGCUGCCGCACAACAAGACGUUAAACGGCGCCGAGGGUACCGUUCCACCCGGAAGAGUGUACAAGAAAGUCGCGAUCGUGGAGAACUUCUUCGACAUUAUUCAUGCUGUCCAUGUUGACCUUGAGGGUCGUCCGGGGAAGCAUGCCGGUCAAAAGAGAACGUACAGGACGAUCACCGAAACGUACGCGUUUCUUCCCCGAGAGGCUGUAACGCGAUUUCUUUUGGGAUGUACGGAAUGCCAACGACGCCCGCGGACCCCGAGCCCGACGAAUUUAUCCAAUCAACCGCAGGCCACGUCGGCGACACCGUUGGCGACGACGACGCUAACGUCUACGACGACGCCGUUAAGCCCAAAUGCCCUCUCGAGCACGUCGACGACGGUGCAAAGCAGUCCCAAGCUGCGCGAGGGAAAUCACGGCGGUGAGGGCAAACCCCUGUACAGUUAUAGGCACCAAAGGCAUCAUAAGGGCAGCGCCGUACCAUCGACAACGGAGAAAACCGAAAAGGAGAAAGAGGAGAAGUACAAUCCCUUGAGUAUCACGAAUCUGCUGAAGAAGGAACCGGUAACCGGUAGCUUUUUGCCGAGCGCGGACAGCCUACCGGACUCGAGAAGAACCCCGGAAUCGGACCGGGCGAGCUCGAGAAGUUCGGCCUCGUCCAAGAGGAAAAGGAUGCUGCCAGAGGGUCGAACUCCGUCCCCUCAGCCCAGCCAACCGUUGCCAAGGCCGUGGAGCCCUGGACUCGAUCCCAAGAACACGCCCAUCGACUACAGUCUUCCCAUCACUACCUCGUACCUGAAGCAUCAGCAGAGGCUACUGCAGCAGGCGGAGAAGAACAAGGCUGCGGCGAUCAAGGAGACCGAGCUCGAGCAGAAAGUGACCGUUCUGUCGGCGGACGAGAUCGUCGACGCCGUCGAGAGGGACAGAUACUCCCCUGCUACCGGAUUAAUCGACACCAAUCUCAAUCUAUUGGCCACCAUUCAGCACCUGCAUUGCCAAGUGAUGCUGGCCCUCACGGAAAGACUCAGACCGUCGAUAACCAUGCCAAGCCCGCUCGUUUUGCCCACGGCGGCCAACGUGCUGACCAAUGGAAUGAUGAUAGGCCCCGAGGUGUCGGUACAAACCGGCGAGAAUCGUACGUGAAAUAAAGGACACUAUUCGCGAAACAUAUGUAAGAAUCCUGGAGCGUUCUAUUGACUCUUCCCCUUGUUGGAAACUUUUGUUGCGAACGAGUUUUUGUUGCGAACGAGUUUUUGUUACAGCCGUCGCAGCCGAAGGGAUGACGAUACGACGGAUAUAUUGCUCUAAUCGGACGUUGAGCAUACAAAGUAUAGUUUUCUAUUAUAUUCCGUUAGGUGGUUUAAGAAUGGAAACGUGACAAGGGAAGGAGUCAUAAACAGACCCGAUCGAUACUAAUCUUAAUCUCGUCACUACCGUACACCGAAUUCAAUUAACGAAAAUACAGCUUUACGUUCAAGUUUCAGAUUUCACCAUCUCUUAAGAGACUUUUGAACCAUCUCAGCUUUGUAAAUCCUUUAGAUACGAUGGCUUUAUUUUACUUCGAAUAUACUUGAUAGAAACGAUUGUUGAAAACUUUACGGAAUAAAUUUCUAACGUGUUCGGUAUAUCUGAUCGAGAGAUAAUCAGACCUAACAUCCACCGAUCCAGCGCUCACGUUCUUCCACGAGAGAACGUUAACGCGGCCAAUAUCCGAUCCUAGCUGCCAUUCAAACUAUCGGCUAACGCGAUCAUCUAUUAAACCGGAUAAGAUCAAUUACUUGGUCGGCGUCGUGGCGUCAACGUCAGUUAAAGUCGGGACCGAGGCUGGAUCGGAUCUCGUUUCGUGCGCUCGAUAUAGACGGCGAAACGAGACGAAUUAUUCGUGAGUCUGUCAAAAUAUGGGUCGACUCUGUCGCACGUUGUCGAUUUAUGGAGGGAACGACCGCAAGCCGAGUACCACAGGCCCUUCUAUCGCGCAAUCGAGUUCGAUAUUUUGAGAUCCGAGUGGAACGCGAUCCGCUCGUUAGACACAGGUCCCCGAAAUGGACGGCGGUUUCGACAGGAGCUAGAAGGAUAGCUUCUGAAUAUUUAACCGUCGAACAAGAUCGAUGAUGACCUCCGACUCGUUGACCCGCGGCACUUUUCGGCCUUUCGUUUUAUCGUCGGAUAAAGUUCGACGAAUAUGCGAUAAUUUGGCACGGGAACACAAACGAUCUCGUCCAACUCCGAGUUUAGAUAUCUGAUAACAAAUAUUCACCAUCUAUAUUGCGAUAUACGAGUAUGUUUAUUUCCAUUUCACCUUCUUCGUUUUAAUCGUUUGUUGACAUUUUCAGUUUUCGAACGCGAGACUCGUCAUCGAUUCUUUGGAUACGCGAGACGCACAAUUACGUUCAAUUCGCAGAAUCCGAUUUCUCGUGAUGACGAUUACGACGAAACGGUGAUUAUAUUCAGAAGAGUAGAUUAAUAUUAAAGGACGAACAAAUAUAACCUUCGUGUAAUCGGGACCUCGCUUAGCGCGAACGAAUAUUAUACCAAAGGCAUUGUAAAAGGCCACGACGAGAAUCUCCUCUUCUUAGGGAAUUCUAUCAAAUCGUUGAUCGAUGUUUGAGCUAUCGUCGAGAACAAGAGUGGUUCCAUGGGUGUGACUCGUACGACGCCAAACAUUUUCGUAUUUGACCGUGUAGACUAGCCUUGUGUAUGAUAUUAAGAAAAAAAAAAAGUAUAGAAGGUAGUUUCUUCGUGUAUUAUAUUAUCUUGUCGUUAAAGACGCCGCGCAGGCGUGAACGUGUGAUGAUGACACGCGAACGUGUUCGUACUAGGAGUUUGAUAAUCGUUGUGAAAGUAGAGACAGACGUUUGAAGAAAAUAAUGUAACGUAAGAGGAGGAACCGUCGAAAGUGUUGAAUAAUAUCGAAACUAUUAUUUUGUAUAUAAUCGUUGUAACAUAGCGCAGUUAGUCGUUAAGGGGUAAAAAAAAGAGCGCGCUGCUCUAUUAUUAUUCCUAUUAUUCCUAUUAUUAUUAUUAUUAUUAUUAUUAUUAUUAUUAAUAUUAUUAUUAAUAAUAUUAUUAUUAUUAUUACCGUGUCAGUUUAUCAUCAUUAUAAUUAAUAAUAAUUAAUUAUUAUUAUUUUAUUAUAUUUAAAUUGCACACGAACAAGAUGGGGAAAUAUAUAAAAUCACAAAAUCAGAA
Bombus pascuorum is the source of this 6551-nucleotide messenger RNA. RefSeq lists its product as uncharacterized. The record is from RefSeq and is a predicted model, not a curated record. The transcript is spliced from 4 exons. Lineage: Eukaryota; Metazoa; Arthropoda; Insecta; Hymenoptera; Apidae. The coding region runs from base 2322 to 4505 and encodes 727 amino acids.